AUGGAACCCAAACCUCAGAAGAGUCCAGGCAAACCGUUUACAUUUUAUUAUGAAAAUGAAGUCUGCAAACAGGAUUACUUUAUUAAAUCACCACCUCCUCAGCUUUUCUUCUCUGCGACCUCUUGGAAAAAGCGGUUUUUUGUUCUGUCAAAGAAUGGAGAAAAGGGCUUCAGUCUUUCCUACUACAAAGACCAUCACCAGCGAGGGUCCAUUGAAAUUGAUCGAAAUUCCAGUGUAGAAGUUGGCAUAAGUAACCAGGAAAAGAUGCAGACUGUGCAGAAGAUGUUUAAAUGCAACGCAGAUGAGGUGAUGUCCCUCAAAACGACUAGCAGGGAAUACUUCCUCAUUGGCCAUGACAGGGAGAAGAUAAAAGACUGGGUCUCCUUCAUGUCAUCAUCUUGCCAGGAUGUAAAAGCAGCACAUCAGAAUACAGAGGAGAAACUCUCCCUGGGUGAUGAAAAGCCCUCUUCCAAUCCCAGCCCUCUCCCUGGUCCUUCCAGCACAUGGGAAGCUGUUGGCUCUAGCUCUCCGAGGGACAGUCUCCCAGACUUGAAUUCACUGGAAAUAGAUUCUCCAGGAUUCAGGCAAGCUCAUCUACCAGAUGACGUCCUUUCAGAGACCACUGAAGAUACAGAGGAAGAGAGUCACUACCUUAGUCCUCGUAGUGUUCUUUUAGAGCUGGAUAAUGUUAUUGCUGCCAACAUUUCUGAUGAAUCCAUUGAAUGGGAUAGUCCAGGCCAGGUCUCCAGGAGAAAGGAGUGUCAUUAUAUGUCAAUGAAAUCCUGUUUUUUCCAAGAGACAUCCCAUAAGUCUGAGGAUGGCGGCAAAGAGGAGCCCCAGACCUUACCUGAGACCCGGGAUGGGAGGCCUCACGUGCAAGAGCAAGACUCAGACAGUGAUUCAUGUCUUUCACCUGCCAGUGCAGAAGCACAGGCCACAAGUGACCAGAAGGGGUCGGCAUCCCUCACUGUUGUGCAGUUGUCCAUAUUAAUCAACAACGUCCCUGAUGAAGGCCAACUGGAGAAGCUGAAUGUGUUCCUUUCUCCUCCUGAUGUCAUAAACUAUCUCACGCUCAUAGAAGCUGCAGGACGCAUAUGUGUGGCUCAGUGGGAAGGUCCCCCACGCCUGGGAUGCUUAUUUUGCCAUGGAGAUCAUCUUUUGGCAGUGAAUGACCUGAAGCCCCAGAGCCUGGAGGAGGUUUCCUUGUUUCUCACCCGAUCCAUCCAGAAGGAGAAAGUAAAACUCACCAUCAUCAGGAUCCCAAAUUCGGAGAAAUUCCAUACUGCAGAUUGUAGGUGCCCCUUAAAUUAUCAAGGUGUUGCUCCUUCUCGACUGGGUAAGUCUGGACUGGAGAGGGAGCUGAAGAGGAGUCCGGCCAUUAAAAAGGUGCCCCAGAAAGGGACCUCAGAGAAAUGUGCCUGGGACCCACUGCAGCCCAGGCAGGAUGGAGCCAGGGCUCUGCCUACCCCGUGA
Molecule: messenger RNA, 1473 nt
Organism: Otolemur garnettii (small-eared galago)
Lineage: Eukaryota; Metazoa; Chordata; Mammalia; Primates; Galagidae
Gene: PLEKHS1
Product: pleckstrin homology domain containing S1
Exons: 13
Coding region: 1-1473 (490 amino acids)
Source: RefSeq, a predicted model, not a curated record